AUGGAAAAUGAAAUUCAAAUAUCUGAAUUAUCUCUUUUAAAAUGUGAAGAAUAUGUCGAGCCAACCCCAAUAGAAAGAUUUAAAUUGAGUUUUAUUGAACUUUUACACUCCCCAUUUGACUUAUUUUAUUUAUUUUUGAUAAAAAUAAUUGGAUACAGUGGAUUUUCCAUUUUAACUGUAUGCGGAUCUAUAUAUGUGACUAAAGUAAUAGGAUUAUCCGAUAAAGAAUAUGGGCUUUAUGCUUUAGGACUUGGAGGAAUGUCUUGUUUAUAUGCAUUUACUUUAGGCAUAAUCCCAGACCGUCUCGGUAUCCGAUUUUCUAUGAUAAUUUCAAGCACAGCUGGCAUAGUUUCCUAUCUCCUCUUAAUCUAUUUAAAUGACCCAAAUCUCCAAAUCCUAACCAUUCUGAUCCUUUUUUCUAUUCCUCUCAGCAUAAAUGUCCCAGCAUCUAAGCUUGGAAUAAAAAAAUAUACAAACACCCACGCAAGAAGUAUAGCUUUUUCCAUUUUUAUCAUUCUAGUGUUUGCCUGUGGCGGAAUUGCAGGAAUUAUUGUAGGUUUUGGGCUGAAUUUAGGUAGUGAUGAAGAAGAAGAGACUUAUAUUAGCCUUUUUUGAAUCGCUGUAGGACUAAUGAUGGUAGCAUUGGUAUUAUCAUUUUUUCUGAGAGAACUAGACUAUAAUAUGAGAGGAAAUCAGGAGCUUCAAAUAAAAUGAAAUGGUGAAAGUGUUUGGGAAUCAGCAACAGCAAGUUUUCAAUAUAAAUCCUUCUGAAGAGUUAUGGCUGUAGCUUUUGCUGUAUCAUGCGCAAGGUCUGUGUACUUGCAUCUUACAAUUACACUACCUUUAUAUAUGGAAAGAGAUAUUAUUCUUAUUUAAAAAAUUAUUUUUAAUAAUUUUUUUAUUUUUUGUUAUUUUUUACAGACGACGACAAAAAUUAUCGCUUUAUCUGAGAAUAAUAACUAUAUGCAGAUAGCAUAAAUCUGGAUCACAAUUUGGGUAUAUCAUUGCUUUAAAUCAAUUUUUGUCUUUAAUUUUUUGCCCGACACUGACCAUGCUAGUCUAUUAUAUAGAUAAAUACACACUUUUAUUGAUAGGCUGCACUAUUAGUGCUUUAUCUCCACUAGUUUUAUUAUAUGAAGCAAGCUAUACAACGGUGAUUAUUUUUGUAUUGUGUGCUUCAUUUGGAGAAAGUAUUCAUUUUCCAAGGCUUAUUGAAUAUACCUUGGAAUCAGCAGCAAAAGGCAGAGAAGGAGCUUAUUUUUCGAUUUCGAAUUUUCCUAUAUCAAUUGGAUAUAUGUUUGCAGGACUUGCUAGUGGGCUGCUAUUAAAUGAAUAUUGCCCAGAAGAUGGAGAAAGACAAUGCUGAAUGGUUUGACUUGUAAUAUCAUUGAUGGCUAUGUGUGGAGUUUUAGUAUUAUUUUUCUGUAGAAAAUGGAUAGAGCAGCCUUUAUCAGAGUCAAACCCUUAUAUGCCUUGGUCUGAGGAAAAUAUUGAUGAUGGCUUGUAA
Molecule: messenger RNA, 1507 nt
Organism: Blepharisma stoltei
Lineage: Eukaryota; Ciliophora; Heterotrichea; Heterotrichida; Blepharismidae
Source: the annotation of a GenBank genome assembly